UGUGUGAGCCGUUCGCAGGUGUGGAAGGUGUCGACGGGGCAGGUGCAGCGCAAGCUGGACCGCGCGCACUCCAAGGGCGUGACGUGCCUGCAGUUCACGCGCGACAGCUCGCAGCUGCUGUCGGCAUCCUUCGACCGCACCGUGCGCAUCCACGGCCUCAAGUCCGGCAAGGUGCUGAAGGAGUUCCGCGGCCACGCGUCGUUCGUCAACGAGGCGACGUUCACGCCGGACGGGCACGCCGUGCUCAGCGCCUCGUCGGACGGCACUGUGAAGGUGUGGGCGGUGCGCUCGGCCGAGUGCACGGCCACGCUGAAGCCGCUCGGCUCGGGCGAGCCGCCGGUCAACUCGCUGCUGCUGAUGCCCAAAAACCCGGAGCACUUCGUGGUGUGCAACCGCACCAACACCGUGGUGAUCAUGAACAUGCAGGGGCAGAUCGUGCGCUCGCUGUCGAGCGGGCGGCGCGAGGAGGAGGGCGGCGCGCUCGUGUGCGCGGCGCUGGGCGCGCGCGGCCGCCUCGUCUACUGCGCCGGCGAGGACCUCGUGCUCUACGCCUUCUGCGCCGCCAGCGGCAAGCUCGAGCGCACCGUAAACGUGCACGAGAAAGCGGUGAUCGGCAUGACGCACCAUCCUCACCAGAACCUGUUGGCAACGUACAGCGAGGACGGUCUGCUCAAGCUGUGGAAACCCUAGUUUGGCAAGUCGAACCUCUUCGUAAGCUAGCUCCUAUGAAAGUCAUUAGAGAAUAAGAUCAAUAAAAUGUUAAAAAUA
This is a messenger RNA of Zerene cesonia (dogface butterfly), 768 nucleotides long. RefSeq names its product WD40 repeat-containing protein SMU1-like. The record is from RefSeq and is a predicted model, not a curated record. Lineage: Eukaryota; Metazoa; Arthropoda; Insecta; Lepidoptera; Pieridae. Gene Ontology annotation, cellular component: precatalytic spliceosome. Gene Ontology annotation, biological process: mRNA splicing, via spliceosome. Gene Ontology annotation, molecular function: protein binding. The annotation marks the transcript as partial. The transcript has 2 exons.